Molecule: messenger RNA, 1170 nt
Organism: Trametes versicolor FP-101664 SS1
Lineage: Eukaryota; Fungi; Basidiomycota; Agaricomycetes; Polyporales; Polyporaceae
Product: tRNA isopentenyltransferase
Exons: 5
Coding region: 1-1170 (389 amino acids)
Biological process (GO): tRNA modification
Cellular component (GO): mitochondrion
Molecular function (GO): tRNA dimethylallyltransferase activity
Source: RefSeq, a predicted model, not a curated record
AUGUCCUCCAAACCAAUCGUGGUCAUAUGCGGAACCACGGGCGUCGGCAAAUCAAAGCUCGGUAUCGAGCUAGCCUUGUCUAUGCUCCGGGGGAGUGAUAAACACCCCUACCGCGGCGCGAGGAUCAUCAAUGCGGACUCCAUGCAGGUAUACGUCGGGAUGGACGUCAUCACAAACAAGGUCCCGCUCGAAGAGCGUGUCGGAGUAGACCAUCUCCUCAUGGACUACAAGCAGCCUGGAGAACAGCUCACAGGCCCAGAAUGGAUCAAGGAUGCUAUGCAGGCGAUUGACGACGCGCAUAAUGCCAACCAAAUCCCGAUCGUGGUUGGCGGGACAUCAUACUGGAUACAGCACCUCAUCUUCCCGGAGCGCAUGGCCUCGCUCGACAGGUCUGAGAACGCCCCUGGACAAAAGGAACUCUCUUCUCUACCAUCGGACAAUUUCAAGAACGCGCUUGGUGCAUUACCACCGGAAUUACUCGAUCUCUUCAACAACCUUCCCGAGCACGCUCCGCGCGCGGAUGAUGAUAUUGAGAUCUCACAUAGGCUGCACGACCUUCUCAUGGCGCUCGAUCCUCUUGUCGCACAGCGGUGGCAUUGGCGGGACACGCGGAAGGUGCUCACGAAUCUCCGCGUCAUCCAAGAGAACCGGCGACUUGCGAGCGAAGUUAUCAGGGAACAGUCAAAGGCCAUCCCAAAACCGAGAUAUCGGACGCUGUGCUACUGGCUGUAUGCAAAGCCAGUUGUAUUGAAGCCCCGCCUUGACGAGCGAGUUGACCAGAUGAUUGAGCAAGGCCUCCUGAACGAGCUACGCACACUGAGAGCCAUUGCCUCUGCCGCGACCAAAGACAACGUGCCACCGCCGGUCAGCGACUCCGCAACUCCCGGAGAGGAGCGGCGCAUGGAUUACACGCUCGGGUACAAGGAGUUCCACGACUAUUUGAGCGCACCGGAGCCCUCCGAACCGGCAUUCCAGGAAGCCGUCGAAGAGAUGAAGUUGGGCACAAGGCGAUACGCUAAACGGCAAGUAACAUGGAUACGCAACAAGCUUUUACCUGCCGUCAGUGCUGCGAACGCUGCAAGCCAAGCUGAAGGCGAAACGCCGAGGGUCUCGGCGUACUUGCUGGACGCCACAGGCGAGUCGAUUAUUGGCCUGUGCACCACUGGAUGA